AUGCGUGUGCCGAGGAUGUGGAUGUGUUCAUCUUUGUUCGUCCUUCUGUGGCCGAUGGCAUAUGCAAAGCCACUCUUGGCGCUCCAGCAAUCAUUAAUGAUGCAUCCGGGGACGCCCGCGGAUUCCGUGUCGGAUGACUGCAGCCUCGAUGCCCAGAAGCGGUAUCGGCAAUCCAUCGAAUUGCGAGCUCGCCAUCUUCAAAGGAUGUCCACCACGCAGGAGAGGAAGUUGAACGAUUUGUAUGUGGAGCUCAUGGGAUCCGAUCGUAUUGAAACGGAGGGCUCCACUGCCAGCUUUGACACCAUGGAGGCAGCACUGAAGAAACGACAAGCAGAACUUGACUGGCUGCUUGAGACAACGGAAGCUGCGAUCUCACGCAAACGCGCGACAGUUGCCAUCGGGACAGAGAGCCCGUCAGUUAGCUGA
Symbiodinium sp. CCMP2456 is the source of this 426-nucleotide messenger RNA. The record is from the annotation of a GenBank genome assembly. NCBI's taxonomy places the organism in Eukaryota, Dinophyceae, Suessiales, Symbiodiniaceae.